Molecule: messenger RNA, 3032 nt
Organism: Platichthys flesus (European flounder)
Lineage: Eukaryota; Metazoa; Chordata; Actinopteri; Pleuronectiformes; Pleuronectidae
Product: germ cell-specific gene 1-like protein
Exons: 5
Coding region: 269-1165 (298 amino acids)
Cellular component (GO): plasma membrane
Source: RefSeq, a predicted model, not a curated record
UGUCAAAUCCUUUCCCCGUGACGUCCCUUCGGCUGCAGGACGCUUGUGGGACAGCGCGUACUGAUGAUGGAGAUGUGACACUUUGGCUCAGAGCGGAUCUCACUGUGCGUCCUGCGCCUCCCUGGACACAUCUGGAUACUGUGCCAAAUGGGACCCGCACCUCGCCCGCUGCGUUUGGGUGAGACCAGGGGCUCGUGCGUCCUCUCCACCACGCAUCCAUGAACUUUUUGGUUGUGCGCGCGCCGCUGCACCUUCCUCCUCACGGACCAUGAAGACGAGUCGCCGGUGCAGGACCCUGCUGUCAGUCAGCCUCAACUUCUUCGCCCUCCUCUUCUCCAUCACCGCCUUCAUCACCACUUACUGGUGCGUGGGCACGCAGAGGGUCCCCAAGCCCAAGUGCAGCAAGCUGCGCACGCACCAGUGCAUCGACUACGGCGUGAACGAGACUGACCCCAACAAGGUGGUGUACAGCUGGGAGACCGGGGACGACCGCUUCCUCUUCCGCCAGUUCCACACCGGCAUCUGGUUCUCCUGCGAGGAGAACAUCCACGAUGAGAGUGAGAGAUGCCGCAGUUUCAUUGAUUUGGCCCCUGCAUCAGAGAAAGGGAUGCUGUGGCUGUCGCUGGUUUCUGAGAUGCUGUACAUCAUUCUGCUGCUGGUUGGCUUCAGCCUCAUGUGUUUAGAGCUGGUCAGCUCCAGCAACGUCAUCGAUGGACUCAAGCUCAAUGCCUUUGCUGCCGUCUUCACUGUCCUCUCAGGUCUUCUCGGUAUGGUGGCUCAUGUGAUGUACACUCAGGUCUUUCAGGUCACCGUCAGCCUCGGUCCACCGGACUGGAGGCCCUACAAUUGGGUCUAUGGCUGGUCCUUCUGCAUGGCCUGGGCAUCCUUCACCUGCUGUAUGGGUGCGUCAGUCACCACCCUCAACUCGUACACGAAGACCGUCAUAGAGUUCAGGCACAAACGUAAGACCUUUGAGCAAAGCAUUCGGGAGGAGCAUGCAAGGGAGGCUUUCGGAUACUUCCGAGAUACCUCUGUGCACUCCAUCUCCAAAUCCGUGGAGGUUUAUCCGAGCCAGAGCCUGAAAAGUGGCAGGAAAAUUCCCCUACCCGCUGACUCUCUGGACCUGAGUGACAUUGCAGCAUCUUUAGGGGAAGAACAGUGCUGAGUGUGAAGGGACAGUAUAGGUGGUGGCGUUUCUUUCGGUGUGGCAGCUUGAUGGAUGGAGGUGUUGUUGUCCCACUCUGCUUUGUGGUCGGUCCGGGAUCAAGGCCUCAAGGGAUCAUCAGCUCCAUCUGAUGCAUUUCAACACUGCCUUAAUGAAAAAGGUCGUAGGGAUUCAAGUCACACAAGGUCAAAGUUGCUGAAUCAAACUGAGAACUGGCCACAUGGACAUGAUCUGAAAUCAUGGAUAAGGGCGUUUUCUCUGUUUGUGUAACUUACCAAAAUGUAAAUUUAAAGUGUAACCCAAUCCUUAUCGUGAAGGUCAGUUGGAUGAUAAUCGCCUUAUUCAGUUUCAGUCAAUCUAUAAAUCAAUGCAAAUGAUGUUCUAAUCACAAAGACAUGGUGUAACUGCUGUUUAUUAAAUGUGAAAUACUUAAACUGCCUAGAUGCAAUAUAUACAGUGAGGGCCUGAAGUUUUUAGACAGUUACACAUUUUGCGUUCUUCAGGCUCUGAGCUUCAGCACAUUCAAUCUCAAAUUUAAUAAUGAACAGUUGUGCAAAGUCUCAGCUUUGAUUAGACCAGAUUCACGUCAUCAUAGAACUGUGUGUGAUGAAGUCCUUUAAAUGCGUAGCACCUAAGUUGGUAGUGUAAUAUGGUUGUUAGCAACUAUUUUCUUUAGCAGCUGUCAACCUUAGUUUGUGCACAAAAAGAGAUCAUACGUGUCUGUUGAGUUUCCUGUGACCUUAAUUGAAAAUAAACUAAAUCCAUUGCCGUGCACAAUAAGGAAUGAAUGUGAUGUGAUAAAUGUAAGAGUCCAUUUGGCGCUUAGUCUCCUUGUGAUGGAUAUGGAGAUGUUUAAGGAAGACUAGAGGUGACGGGGAGGAAGAGGGUCGCAUUGAAUCAUUGAAUCUACAGCUGAAUGCAACAGAGACGAGAGGAGAUUUUAAGUUUGACAGAAAAAAACGACAUUAUUUAACCAAGACUGGCAGCAUGUUACGUUUAAAGUAAAUCUUAAAGAUUCCUCUAAAGUUAAGUUCCUCUGUGACAAUGACAUCUUGCAUGUAUGUUAAAUUUGAAUCAUUACUAUCGAAUCACAACUAUACAUAUAGCUUACUCUGUUGGAAAUCAAAAAUAUUAAUGUAUAUAAAAACAUUAACUCUGCUGAUAUCAUAAAUAAUCAUCCAAAGAUUGUCAUUCCACAUUUUUCAACUGCUUUCAACAAUGUGAGAGAUAUGUAAUAUGCUGUCACAGACAGCACAGUUUUGGAAGUGUUAUUGUCAUAAAGCAAAUUUCUUACUUUGCUUUGGUCUAUUUUUAUUUUAUUUAUGUCUCCUUUACUCACUGACAGCGAGCCAGGUCAAAUCAGGAAAGGCAUGUUGUAUUAAUGAUAGCCAAGUAUUAUAAAAAUACUAACUAAUGAUGUAUUUUUGUGUGAAAUGCUCUCUGAAACAAAAUAAAAGAUAAUUUUUGGGCUAUUUAUGGCAGGUUCAGUGUGACAGCUGUUACCUAUGGUUCCAUGCAGAGUGUCUGGAGAUAAAUCCAGCACCGAUUCGACAGCCAAAACCGCAGAAUGGAGCUGCUCUCUGUCACAAACAACUUUCUAUUAUCUUCAACUAUCUCACACACAGUUCUUUCUAUACUGAUGCGCAGCUACUCAAAUUCAAGCUGAGACUUGGCACUGUUAUUAUUCAUUUCAUUAUUCAUCUCAAUGUGCUGAAGCUCAGAACCCGAAGAACAAAAUAUGUGUUGUCGACCAAAUACUUCCAGCCUCUACUGUAAAUUGUAAAUAGGUUGUGGAGUGAAAGUGUGCAUAUGUACACAGAGAGGUUAUGGAAAACUGUAUAUUGUUAUUUUUCUUGGAUACUUCAUG